Molecule: messenger RNA, 2146 nt
Organism: Anarrhichthys ocellatus (wolf-eel)
Lineage: Eukaryota; Metazoa; Chordata; Actinopteri; Perciformes; Anarhichadidae
Gene: babam1
Product: BRISC and BRCA1 A complex member 1
Exons: 9
Coding region: 184-1338 (384 amino acids)
Biological process (GO): positive regulation of DNA repair; double-strand break repair; mitotic G2 DNA damage checkpoint signaling
Cellular component (GO): nuclear body; BRCA1-A complex; BRISC complex
Source: RefSeq, a predicted model, not a curated record
UCAUGGACUCACUGUCGGGCUGUCUGGAGGCAUUGAUUGAUGCAUUUCUGACUAAACUAUCUAUUCUGUGACGCUUAAACAUCGCAGUGUUUGUGUUUCCACCGCACAUCGCAGCUGUGCUGUGUUAUUGUUACUGGCAUGACUUUGAAAGUAGAAAUACGAUUCUAAACAACUUGAGAGUCCAUGGAGACGCCAGAGCCGGGCCCAGCGGAUGGAGAGGAGCAUCUGGUGGAGCUGCGACCUCGGACUCGCUCCAACCCUGAAGGUGCUGAGGACCGUCGCAGCAGCACGGGCAGCCUCGGAGGAAACAGCAACCCUAACAUAGCACAGCCCGCUGUGGGGAGUCGUGUUGAGGGUGAGGGUGAGGCUUCUACCAGCGACAGUCCUCCCAGUUCAACUGCCACAACCCUUUCAGUAGCUGCAGCUCAGAAUGUAGCCCCUGUUGCAGCAGCAGUAGUAGUAGCAGCAGCAGCGAUUGCGGCUGCAGCCAGUGCCACGGUGCCACUAUCCACUGCUGCCCCUGCGGCCAAAGAGAGGCCGAAGCCCACACCGCAGCAGCCCACAUUGACAACCCCCAUCCCCCCACCAGCAGAGUACCAGCUCAGAGUUCCCCGUGUCAACUGUCCAGAGAAAGUGAUCAUCUGCUUAGACCUUUCCGAAGAGAUGUCUUUGCCAAAGUUGGAGUCUUUUAACGGGUCAAAAACAAAUGCCCUGAACAUAUCCCAGAAGAUGAUUGAGAUGUUUGUCAGAACUAAACACAAGAUUGACAAACGGCAUGAGUUUGCCCUGGUAGUAGUCAAUGAUGACGCUCUGUGGUUGUCAGGCUUCACUUCUGACCCCAGGGAGCUGUGCAGCUGUCUGUACGACCUUGAUACCAAUGUGUGCGAGUCCUUCAACCUUGAAGAUCUUCUUAAUGUAAUUCGUCAGAAGAUUGAGCUGCCGUCGAUGGACAAUGUUCAGACCGUCCCUCCUCCAUAUGUGGUGCGGACUGUGCUCGUCUACAGCCGUCAUGCAGGACGGCUUCAGUUCAGCCCUUCAGAGGCUGUUAGUAAAAUGCUGCAGUCUCCGUAUUUUUUCUUCGAUGUGGUCUACCUGCACAACGGGGUGGAGGAGCAGGGGGAUGAGACCAGCUGGAGGGAGAACUACACCUCUUUCUGCAACCUGGACUCAAAGGGCAUGUGCUAUCGCUUCGAGGUUUCCCUGAGUGGACCCGCCAUCGAGCUGCACAACUGCAUGGCCAAACUUCUGGCUCACCCUUUACAAAGACCUUUCCAGAGCCACGCGUCUUACAGCCUGCUGGAGGGGGAAGACGUCCAGGACAUUGAGGCGACAGUGUAGAACAUGGCACACUCAUGAAGCCCCGUUUCCCUGUGAAAUGCACACACUGUAGUUUACUAGAAAAGGAGCUGGGGGUUUUCUAAGUACACCUUAUUACUGACGAGAAAUCAUUUGUAAGAAUAUUUGUGACAAGCUGUAGUUCUAAUGAAACGUUUUAGCAGGUUGCUUAACUCUUUUGUUGCGUUUCCAUAAAGUCAUGAUUGUUCUGAGCCACGGAAGUAAUAAAUGAUCUGUUUUUUUGGCUGUAAAACUGCUGGAGGUUUUCGAGGAAUGAGGUGAUGAAGUGGAUGUCAGAAAGUCCAGGAACCGGACACAAGUAGAAGAUAAAGGAAGAUGGUUAAAGCAUCAGGCUUUGUUAAACUUACUCCCUUACCAUUACAUCUUUAUUUCAAAUCAUCGCCACUGAUCUGUCAGAGUCUUAAAGGGUGCAAGCAUUUGUCUCAAAUGGCCAGCUAUCAAAAACUCUCAAACUGUAAUAUGAUGUCACUGUAUCACAGAGGUCACAACUUCUGUGAUAUUGCCUUCCCAUUUAGUUCGUCAUUUUCACCUUUUGUUGCCUGUUUUAAUGUGUUUUGUGUUUUAUAAUGGGUUGUUUUUUAAUUUUAAGUUCAUAUGUCAGCCUUGUGUGUUACUCAGAUAAUGAAAGAAUGUACAGUAAUGUAGAAGCGGCCCCUCUUUUGACAAUGAUCUCUGUGACAUUGUGAAAAAGGCCCCACGUACUGCCAGUCUAGCUGCACUUGAAACACAUUGUACGGAUGAGCUUUUUUAAGCCAUUUCUGGAUAUUAAAAAAAGGCAUGUCGAAUCAGA